This is a messenger RNA of Rotaria sordida, 450 nucleotides long. NCBI's taxonomy places the organism in Eukaryota, Metazoa, Rotifera, Eurotatoria, Philodinida, Philodinidae. The record is from the annotation of a GenBank genome assembly.
AUGCCUGUUGUAACUUGGUUAUCAGAAGUAUCGAAAGAUGUAACAGAAAAAAAUUUCAUUCAUUGGGAUCAUUCGAAAACAAAACUAAAUAUUCAAUAUCAACAAAAUCUCAUUCGAAAUAAAUUACAACGGUUAGAAAUUAAUUUAUACAAUUAUUUACAACGAUAUUCAUCAAAUUUAAAAAUGAACGAUGAUAAAAUGUCUUUUGAACAAUGGAUGAAGAUUAUAUGCAAUGCUCUUGUUGUUCUCAUGCAAAAUGGUUUGCAUCAUUUCAAUACAAAUUUUGAACAGAAGAAAAUCUUAUUUACGUAUAAUAUCAAUGAUGCAAAUCUUGUCAAAUCAUUCUAUGAUUUAAAUCCAAUAGAAGAACAGGUUUAUUCUACUCAACAAAUUUGGCGAUCAAAAUUAAGAGCAUGUGAGAAGGUCAUUAGUCAACAAAAGAAACGUUAG